ACUAUGACUGACGAUUUAAUUUUAUGACAAAGUCUUGAACUUAUCAAAAGAAGUUGAAAAUGUCGACCCAAAACGAUGCAGCGAAAAAUAUGAGCGACCAAUUCGCUGACGUUUUAAAGCCCCUAAAGCUAAUGAUUCACGGACCACCCGCCGUAGGAAAAACCGAAAUCGCCCGUAGAAUAUGUAAAAUGUACGGAGCCCAUUACGUUUCGGUGAAAACCAUGAUAGAGGAAACCCUGGAUGAAUUGAGGCAAAACAUCACUCACUUGCGAGAACAAGCGUUACUAAAGAAAACCGAAAAAAACCCCAAGGAGUCUGAGAUGGAAGAGGAAGUGGAAGAGGAGGAGGAAGAAGCAGACGAGGACAACCUGGAUGUGAACGAGGACAUCGCCCAGUACGAAGAACAAAUCCGGGACAUCGACGGUUUGAUGACCAAUAGCCCGAAUAAUAAAUUACCGGACGAGUAUGUGGUGCGUCUAAUGCGUUUAUUUCUGGCUAAGGAUCGAUGCCAGAGCCACGGAUAUGUUUUGGACGGAUUUCCCAAGACUAUUCAACAGGCAAAAGAAUUAUUCGGUCAAGCAGCAGAAGUGACCAAAGAACCUGCCGAAGGCAAAGGGGGAAUUUUGGGGGCCGAAGAGGUUUCAGGCGAACAUGAACUGGGAGGACAAGUGGGAGACAUGUUGGGCAACGCCAGUUUGAAUAUCAUGCCCGAUUUCGUGGUCAGUUUGCAAGCAAAAGACGAGUUUCUUUGUGAGAGAAUUAUGAGAUUGCCGGAAAAAGUGAUUCAGGGUACACACUAUGACGAGCCGAACAUGAUCCGACGUUUAAUGGAGUUCAGAGUGAAUAAUUCGCCAGACAAUAGCGUCUUAAACUUUUUCGAUGAGGCGGAAAUUCACCCGAUAUUAAUCGAUUUAACUGACGAUACCAUCGAAGAAACUGAGAAUAUACUGAGCUAUUUGUACAGUAUAUUCGGUCCUCCGAUACCCGGCUUCGGCUUAACAAAGGAGGAAGAGGACGAACUUAGGAAGUUGGAAAUGGAGAAGAAGAGGAUGGAGCGAGAGGCCUACCAAAUUGAAAAGCAGCUUAAAGAAGACGUGGAAAGAAAAGAAUACGAGGACAAAAUGGAAAAAUGGGCGGAAACGUUAGAAAAACUCCAAAUGGAAGAGGAAAAGAUCACCGCGAUCGAAAGCGAGCCGUUGCGACUAUAUUUGAUGAAGUACAUCUUUCCGACUUUAACGAAAGGAUUAUCAGAAGUAACGAAGAUCAAACCGGAAGACCCCAUAGACUACUUGGCCGAAUUCCUGUUCAAAGAAAACCCGGAGGGUAAAAUGUUCGAUCCAUCCUACACUAGAGCCGGGGAAGAGAUUUUGAAGCAAUACGAAUCUGUUACUGCCACCUUUAAUGACCUUAGAGGAGAAUAGUUUUUAUUUAAUUAAAUAAUGAGUUGUGUGUAAGACAUUUGAAUACAUUGUAUAAAUAUUGUAAUUAAAAAAUAUCAACUGAA
Anthonomus grandis grandis is the source of this 1504-nucleotide messenger RNA. RefSeq names its product adenylate kinase 7-like. The record is from RefSeq and is a predicted model, not a curated record. The transcript has 6 exons. Bases 60 to 1421 code for a protein of 453 amino acids. Gene Ontology annotation, cellular component: cytoplasm. Gene Ontology annotation, molecular function: ATP binding; AMP kinase activity. Lineage: Eukaryota; Metazoa; Arthropoda; Insecta; Coleoptera; Curculionidae. Gene Ontology annotation, biological process: nucleobase-containing compound metabolic process.